GCAGCCAAUUGGAACGUCCGAUAAGCUUGUCCUACGAUGCAUGUAAAUUAACCUAAUGCGCAUGCGCAAAAAUAUCUCAUCUCUACCCAGACUGCUCGAAUAUUCCAUUCAGACGCCAUUGAUACAGCUGCAUUUACGGCGUUAAGAUCCUUUUACGAAAGAGUUAUUUCUGAAAUUAGAUCAAAAGUAAUUUUGUCUAAUCUUUGGUAUAUAACAUUAAUUUCGAUACAUCACGAUGCCUUCCACAAAUAUUCAGGAUGAUCCAUAUGCACACGCUGCAAAAGGACUGCUGAAAUUGAAAAAUGACCAGCCAGUGAGCAAAAAAAGAAAAGAGAAAAAUGAGAAGAAAAAGCUAAUAGAAGUAUCGAAAGUUAUUGAGAAACAGACAUCUCAAAGGACAGAAGUAAAACGAACAAAAGCUGAGCUGGCAUUCCAAAAAAUGCAAGAAAAGAUGCAAACUGAACGGAUUAAAGAAAAAGCCUCCAAAACCCAUAAACAGCGUGUGGAGGAGUUUAAUCGUCAUUUGGACAGCUUAACUGAACACUUUGAUAUACCUAAAGUUAGCUGGACCAAGUAAAUGUUUGUGUCGUAUCUGAUGUAUAUAUUGU
Messenger RNA from Harpegnathos saltator (Jerdon's jumping ant), 608 nucleotides. RefSeq names its product protein FAM32A-like. The record is from RefSeq and is a predicted model, not a curated record. Bases 236 to 577 code for a protein of 113 amino acids. Gene Ontology annotation, cellular component: nucleolus. Lineage: Eukaryota; Metazoa; Arthropoda; Insecta; Hymenoptera; Formicidae. The transcript is spliced from 3 exons.